AUGAACCACAUUUUUCCAGAGGUAGUUGUUGACUUGAACGGACGUUCCAUUAAUAUUAAAGAACUCGCCAAACUUCAUGUUUUGAUUUUAAUUACACUUAAGGCAGCAUGGUGUCCGGUAUGUCCACAACUUUUGUUGAUCUUGAAUCUUUAUGGAUUGCAAGAUAAUUCACCAGAAAGUUUUCAAGAUCCUUUCGACGGAUCUAACAUAAUGAAAGUUCCUUCAGAAGAUAUUCCAUUUAACAGGCUUCUUUUAAAGACUGACGCAUACUUUAUAAUUAUCUGUCCCGGCCCUGCUGAUGAAGUACGUCGGAUACAAUCUCUUUGUAAUUUCUCAAAAUGUCCAUACCCAUUUAUCGUAGAUGAGGAUCUUUCGCUUGCAUCACAAAUUGGGCUUAGGAUGUCACAUACAGAAAUGUGGCCAUUCAUAGGGCAUAUAUAUUCAGAAACACGCAUUAUUUUCCCCAUAAGUUUGGGACGUGGCCCUGGGCUUUAUGGUCACAAUCAAUUAUUAAAGUAUUUACAUGAAUAUCGUAUUCAAGUUGAAAAGAGCGCGAGCGAUUAUGUAUCUAAGGCAUCAGAACUAGAAACACUUUUUAAAAAGGUAACAUAUAAUAUACUGUCAAUAGGAGACGUAGAAAAUAAAGCUUUGCAGAAACAAAUAUUUCCUAUAGAGCUAUUUGCGCAAAUAUUUGAGCACAUUGAAUCAAGAGAAAUGAUGAAAACUGUCGUAGCUACGUGUAGACAAUGGAGAGCAAUUGGAUUUGAUAUAAUAGCUAUGAGAAUGAAGCAAGCAGCGAAUUGUGUGCUAGAAUCUCUUGUUAUAUGUUCUCAGACAAAACGAAGUGAUAGCAAUAAAAUAAUAUUACCAGUAGAUAAUAAAGCUAUAAGUGUUCAUGAGUUGGAUUUGCACGUUAAGGAUUUGAAUGAAAUAACUGAAAUUGUUCAGCGACUUGUUGACCAGACCGAUUUGAUGGCUUUUAUGAUUAUGAAAUAA
Cetraspora pellucida is the source of this 996-nucleotide messenger RNA. NCBI's taxonomy places the organism in Eukaryota, Fungi, Glomeromycota, Glomeromycetes, Diversisporales, Gigasporaceae. The record is from the annotation of a GenBank genome assembly.